AGUGUGGGUUAUUUUUGGGCGCCUUGAGUCUGUGAACAGCUCGGCGUCUGUGGAUGAAAACGAAAUCUUUCAAUGAUUAAGUCAGGCCACUGAAGAAAGACAAUUUAUCACAUUCACAAGACCACCUUAAAACAAAUCAACAAUGUCUUCGACAUCGCAAAAACACAAGGACUUCGUGGCAGAGCCCAUGGGUGAGAAGACUGUGAUGGCAUUAGCAGGAAUUGGUGAAGUUCUUGGAAAAAGAUUGGAAGAAAAGGGCUUUGAUAAGGCGUAUGUUGUUCUAGGACAGUUCCUGGUGCUGAGGAAAGAUGAGGAGUUGUUUCGGGAAUGGUUGAAGGAUACGUGUGGUGCAAAUACCAAACAGCAAGGCGACUGUUAUGGCUGCUUGCGAGAGUGGUGUGACUCUUUCUUGUAGUCGGUUGUUAUUUGUCUUGCAUUUUCAUUUUCUCUUUAUUCCCCUGGUAUGUUGAUUGCCUUUACCUCACUUGACCAGUUUGACUUUUGUUGUAUGCACCAAUUUUAACAUUUAGCCCAGAACUGUACAUUAUCACUAGACGUUAUAUAGAUAGGGACACUUGUAACAUCACUAAUGUUCACAUUGGUUGUUUAGUUACAAGGGAUUGGUUUUGUUUUUGAAACGAAAUAUGAUUUUAAUCCAAAUAUGUGCAUUGACCAAACAACAUCCAGUUAUCAUAAUGUAUUUCAGUUCAAAGGCUGUCGGUCUGCAUAUUCAGGUAGUGUAAGCACAUUGAUAAACACCUUCAUUUUAACCCUGACACUUCAAAGAUACACGCUACACCGGUCUUUACUUGCUUGUUAAUGUGUUUAAAGGUUUUAAUUGAAUUUGGCCAAAUUUUGUCACAAUGCUAAUAUGGUUUUAAAGGUUAUCCUCUGCUAGUCACCAUUGAUAUGUAUUUCCCCAAGGAAAGCAUGGAUAAUGGUGUUAUAUUCCUAUUUGAUUGUAUGAUCUCAAACCCCCAAAUUGUCUUUCGGUAAAUGCCUUAAUAAAGCUAUGUUUUAACUGUGA
Molecule: messenger RNA, 1027 nt
Organism: Paramisgurnus dabryanus
Lineage: Eukaryota; Metazoa; Chordata; Actinopteri; Cypriniformes; Cobitidae
Gene: banf1
Product: barrier to autointegration nuclear assembly factor 1
Biological process (GO): chromosome organization
Cellular component (GO): nucleus; condensed chromosome
Molecular function (GO): DNA binding
Source: RefSeq, a predicted model, not a curated record